Mytilus californianus (California mussel) is the source of this 2742-nucleotide messenger RNA. RefSeq lists its product as uncharacterized. The record is from RefSeq and is a predicted model, not a curated record. Lineage: Eukaryota; Metazoa; Mollusca; Bivalvia; Mytilida; Mytilidae. The transcript is spliced from 3 exons. The coding region runs from base 180 to 2183 and encodes 667 amino acids.
CGAAGAAAAACCGCCAUCAUAGUUAGUUGAUUGUCGAUUGAUUGUUGUUUGUUUUACUCCAGUGGCAAAUAUUCUAUUUCAUACACGAGGACGAGUAAAAAUUAUAAUAAAUACAAUAGGAUAUUUCGGUUGUUCAAACAUUACAAACAAAAAGACGCUUUGACUUAUACGAAUUUAGAAUGACAAGACAAGGACAUAAUAAACAAGUGUCGUUUAUAUAUGGAGUUUAUUCUGUGAAGAAAGUUUUGCGGUAUUUUUAUAUAAAAAUAGCAAGAACACGAAGAACAUUCAUUAAGUUAAUAUAUUUGAUCGUUUUCAUGUCUGCGUUUGUUUACCUAAAUUACCGAUACAAUCUUCCUGUCUUUCAUGUUUUUCGAAAUCCGAAUGUUAAUAAACCAUGCACGCUUCCAGUGUAUGAUAUAUACGACCAUUCAGUGGACCAGUUUUUCUGGGAUCAACAGGUCUUGCCAUGCGAAGGUUGGUUAGAUUUGUUGUAUGUUGAUUCCAAAGGAUAUAUUACAAUGAACAAAACUGCCGUAAGUGUUUCUGGUUAUUCUGAUAUAAAAUGUGAAUAUCGAUAUAUACAACGUGUUUCGGAGUCAAAAAUUGAAUUCUCGUCUAAAAUGGAUUAUGUUCAACCUUCCUAUUUAGAUGGUGACUUUGUUCAUGCAGAAUGUUACGAUUCGAAUAGAAAACUACUAUAUAAUAACUUGCAUAUAAAUGUUGACAGUAAAAAUGUUUUUAAAAAUCGUAAACUGGCAGAAGAAACUAAAUCGAAUUUAAGUGUAUAUAUCAUUGGUAUUGAUUCUCUAUCAAGACUUAUAGCAGAACGAAAAAUUCCCAAAACACUAAACUUUCUACGAAAUAAUUUGAGUGCAUAUAUGUUUAAAGGGUAUACGCGCGUCGGUGAUGGUUCGUAUCCAAAUUUAUUGCCAUUGUUUACUGGAUUAAAAGCAUAUGGUGAGGAACAUAAAGUGGGUAUAAACAACAUACAGUAUAUGUUUAACAAUUAUUCCAAGCAAGGUUGUAUAGAUAUGUACGCAGAGGACUGGGUACAGGUUGCCACUUUUGUCGACAUCUUUAGAAAACAACCAUCUCAUCAUUACAUUCAGCCUCUGUUUCAGGCAAUUGAUAAAGUUAAAUCUAACAGUUUGGCUGUAGAAUAUACACUUAAGUUUUUACAACAUCAUAAUAUUCCCCUCGGUAAAACGUCUCCUUUGUGUUUUGGUAAUGUUUAUAAGUAUCAGUUGAUAUUGCAAUAUUUUAAGCGCUUUUUAGAUAACUAUGAAUUGAAGAGAAAAUUUGCAUUUGCUUGGACCAAUGAAAUCGGUCAUGACUUUCUGAACAUGGUAGGCUUGGCUGAUAAUGAUUACCUAGAAUUUUUCAAAUGGAUGAAAGAAUCAAAGAAACUUGAAAAUGCCAUCAUGAUAUUUAUGAGCGAUCAUGGACCUCGAUAUAGUGAAAUUCAAAACACAGAAGUCGGUCGCAUUUCUAAUUUACUACCUCUUUUUACGAUUGUUUUACCAGAUCACAUUAAAUCAAGAUUUAAUCAUAUUCACAAGAAUUUGAAACUAAAUACAGAGAGAAUGACCACUGCUUUUGACGUUUAUGAAACUCUUAAAGAUAUACUGCAUGGAGAUUUUCAGAAGAAAGAUAGUUUAUUGAAUGUCCAAAAGUUACCUCGAGGAAUAAGCUUGUUCCGUGAAAUUCCGUCGUCUAGAAGUUGCUUAGAUGCUGAUAUUUCGGAACAUUACUGUCCUUGUUAUACGACAAAAAAUGUUUCCGUAAACGAUGAACGUGUAGUAGAUUCUGUUAACGCUGUUGUAGAUAAAAUUAAUGAUAUUUUAGAAGCAGUUAAAACAAAAUGUGCCAAAGUAGUAACGCAAUCUAUUCGCAGUGCGAGAUCAGUUUUUUCCGACAUGGUGCGUGAUACGCAGAAAGAGCGAUCCUUUUCUGUUCGCAGUUACCUUUGGAAUAUUUCCGAACAAACUCGAUUUCGCAUAACUUUUUGGACAAACCCAGGUAAUGCUUUAUAUGAAGCAACAGUGCAAUACAACGAUAAAACCAAUAUCAAAAUUCUAGGUGAUAUCAAUCGUAUUAAUAAGUAUGGAAACCAAUCAGCUUGUCUAAGAAUAGGCCAGGUGCGCGAUAGAGUUCGAGAACUUUAUUGUUAUUGCCUUUAAUAUUCUAAAAAUGCGCCAGAUAUUAUCCGUGAUGGAUGGCUUGACAGAAAAUUAAUUAUCCUGGAUGGACAUCUUGAAAGACUUCAAUGGAGGAACAUAUGUUUAAACAUAUAAAGGAAAACGAUUCUAAAGAAUGUCAAUAUAAUAGAGCUAUAGGGAUGUUCGCGUCGCAUACUCAAACUAAAAUUGGUAUUACAUUUUAAUAAUUUUCAUUUGACACUGAACAAAGCAUCAACAUCAUAGAAAAUGAAUAUGUAUGUUCAUAUUAGUUCAUCCAGAUAUAUUCAAAAACAUGUAAAAACUGCAAUAUUGUAACAAAACUGUUAUCAACAACAACGGGUAGACAAUGAAUAAUUUUUUUGAUAUUAAGGAUAUUCUUGUAAAUUGUUGAAAACUAUUUUCAGCUUGUUAUUUAUAGACCUUGUUAUAUUCAAACACCGUUACCUUUAAACUACUUUCCGAUUUUGGCUGUGUGAUAUUUUUAAAAAGUGAGAAUCAAAUAUCCUCGAAAUAUAGACAGUGAUAGUCAAGGAAAUAAAUUUUCAGAAAAUGCUCUGGA